GAUUCAUACGUGGCACAUUUCUAGUGCAAUACCAUGUAUUUUAAUUGAAAAAUUAUCCCUUUCACAACAUUUCUGCGUAUAGUACAAUGCUUUUUAUUUUGAAGUUCCAAGUUUGAUUCUGUUGAUAUGAUAUGAGUGUGCCUUGAAUUCCUCAAACCCAACCAAAGAAAGGACAAUGUAACCAAGCAUUUCAACAAGAAAAUCUUAGAUAUCAUCGUCAGCAGCUCCGGCCGAAACCCAGAAAUUUUACCACCCUCUUCUCACCUACCUCCUCGUCCAUGACGAAUUACCUUUCUCUAGUGAUCUCCACCCCCUCCUAUAUCUUCAUCUCCCCUUCACACUAAACAAUUCCCUCACCCCUACACACAAAACCAUAAUACAACCCAUGGCAUCCCUUUCAUCCCAGCCCCCUUCUCCUUGUUCCCCUUACCCUUCUUCCACAACUUCUAAUAGAAUUUACUCUUCCUUCUGCACUGCAAAAAUCUCCAACUGGAUUGAAUGUUACAACCCAUCAAACAAUUUAUGGGAUCGUAUCACCACCAUCCCUGGCCUUAUUGAGAACCGGGUUUUAAAGGGUUUUUCAAUGGUCUCCAUUGGUCACUGCAUUUACAUUAUCGGCGGCCGGCUUUGUCAAAAAUUGUCGGGCCAUGAACCUGACGAAAUCUUUGAGGUUAAUGUUGAAGUUCUACAAAGGGUUCUUCGUUAUGAUGUUGUUAAUGAUGUUUGGUCAAAAUGCGCUUCAUUACGUGUCCCCAGGUUUGACUUUGCUUGCACCGUGUGCGAUGACAAAAUCUACGUGGCAGGAGGACAGUCAAAGUUGUCAUGCGCACGUGGUACUGCUUCUGCUGAGGUGUACGACCCAGCCCUUGAUGAAUGGAAAUUUUUGCCUAACAUGAACACGUUGAGAUACAAAUGCGUGGCCGUCACAUGGCAAGGGAAGAUCCACGUGGUAGGUGGGUUUGCUGAGAACAGAGAUUCCGAUCGUAAAGUUACAUCAUGGAGAGCGAUGGAGCGGAGCUCUGCUGAGGUGUACGACUGGGAGAAUACCAAGUGGGAGUUGAUCAGAGGGAUGUGGCAAUUAGACGUCCCUCCCAAUCAAAUCGUGGCCGUCGGCGACCAACUUUUCAGCUCGGGUGAUUGCUUAAAUGCAUGGAAAGGACACAUUGACGCAUUUGAUGGGAACCUUAACAUAUGGAACGAGGUAGAUGGAUCACAUUUAGAAACGCUGUCGUCUCCAAUAUCAACAUCAGUAGCAAAUUGGCAACCAGGCAAAAGGCUAUACCUGACGAUGGCUCCAAUUGGGGCACAGUUAUACUUCUUGGCAGGUUACAGGAUGCCAGGGGAGAUAUCGAGAUCCACGUGUAAUGUGCACGUGUUUGAUACAUCAGCAGAUGGUGAUGCGUGGACAAGCUUGGAGCCAAUAGAAGAGGAAGGAGAGAAAGAGCUUUGCGGCCACUGCUGUGCCCUUAGUCAGCCACAGAUGUAGACAAGUUUUCCGUUUGUUUUUGGCCAAGGACUAUUU
Mangifera indica (mango) is the source of this 1522-nucleotide messenger RNA. Its product is annotated as influenza virus NS1A-binding protein homolog A-like. The transcript has a single exon. The record is from RefSeq and is a predicted model, not a curated record. The coding region runs from base 386 to 1486 and encodes 366 amino acids. Lineage: Eukaryota; Viridiplantae; Streptophyta; Magnoliopsida; Sapindales; Anacardiaceae. Gene Ontology annotation, molecular function: protein binding.